GUGCCUUGUUGUGCAAUUGCAACCGGAGCGAUUUCGGCGUUGUGGAAAUGUUUGCCGAGCGGAUCACUCAGCAGCUGGGGAAACCCACCCAAAACCUGUGGGGGUGGAUGGCGAAAAAGUUUUUUGAGAAGCAUAACAGGUUGCUGGAGGCGAGUGCUGUGAAGCUGUGUGAUAUACAGCCCGGGAAUGUGGUCCUGGAACUGGGCUUUGGACCGGGCCUGGGGUUGCAGGAAGCUGCCCGACGCCUGACACACCCCCCGGGCAAGCUGUACGGCCUGGAUAUCUCGGAAUACAUGUAUAAUGUGGCCAGCGAGAGGAUGCAGGCGGAGAUUCAGACGGGGAAGGUGAAUCUGUUCCUGGGCAGCGUGGAGCAGAUCCCUCUGGAGGGUGGUGUGGUGGACAGGGUUUACCACUGCAACUGUUACUACUUCUGGCCUGACCUGCGAGCUGGGAGCCGGGAGAUCCGUAGAGUAAUGAAACCAGGAGGUCUGAUGGUCACCACCUUGCACCUGGAGGAUCUAAAGAGGUUGGUUGCUUCUGGAGUGUUGAAGGAUACAAAAUGGCAACCUGAGCCUUACAUGGAGGUUCUGAGUGAGACGGGAUUUGUUGAUGUGCAUUUGGAAGAGCAGCAACUCAAUGGAAGGUCCUUACAUGCUAUUUUUGCUACAGCAAACGAGGCCUGAAUGUGCCGUUAUUGCAGCCUUUGUAUCAUGAAUAGUUUGAUACCAGUAUAGCAAUGAUCCUCUGUCAAUGCAAAAGUAUACUGGAACACAGUCACUUACAGUUGUCCCAGAUGGGUUGAGAAACCAGUUACGUUGAAGUAUUUCAAUAUGGAAUUCCGUGCUGAUUUGUGAAGCUCUGCAUUCAUUUAAUGCACCAUAUUCUACUUUCAAGCUGAUUUCAAUAAGAUGUGUUGGGAACUUAUCUCCACUGGUGAAACAAUCUGAGCUGAUGUCCAAAAUGAGCUACUGAACAAUAAGAUGUGCUGGCCCAUACUAUGCUGGUGGACUUCCUGAUCUGAAUGCCAGGAAGGACAGGGAGGGACAGAGAUCUGGCACUUGUCCUCUGGGAUGUGAGGAGACUGUAGAGGCCCCACACACCCUGAUUUCACUCGUUCACUAGCAGUCAGUACACAGUGUCACAAAGUACAGGAGGAAAGUUAGAAGUUUAAUAUUUGAUACGGUAAAGCUUCACUAAUCUGGCAAGUUUAUGACCUUGGUGGUGCCAUGUGAGUGGACUUUUAGGUAUUGCGCAGCAGAAUCAUAAAUUCUCCAGUGAACCUGAUAGAUUGCAUGGGAGCGUGGGAAAGAAAGCCGAGUUAGUUUCAGAAGAGUGGUGGAACUGGGUGAGUUGAAAGGUAGUGAGGGAAUCGGAGCUCAGUGAGUUUAAAGGUAGUAGACUCAGUAAGUGGAAGGGGAAUUUGGGAACCUUGGCCCUGAUGAGUGGGAAUGCAGGGCAGGAACUGGAACUCCGGAGAGAGUGCAGGAACCUGGGACCCUGUGAGUGGAAAGGAAGUGUGUGAACUAGGUCCCAGGUGAUUUUUUUCUUGAAAUCAUUAUUUAAAACCAGCCUUUUCAAUGGUACUUCAGCAAAAAAACUUCCCAAGAUGCAUAUGUACAACACUAACUGGAUUAUCUUCAUCAAUCCCCUAUGAUACAUAGAACAUAGAAUAUUCCAGCAUAGUACAGGCCCUUCAGCCCACGAUGUUGUGCCAACAUUUUAUCCUGCUCUAAUAUCUAUCUAACCUUUCCCUCCCACAUCGCCGUCCAUUUCUCUAUCAUUCAUGUGACUAUCUAGGAGUCUCUUAAAUGCCCCUAAAGUAUCUGCCCCCACAACCUCUGCGGGCAGUGCGUUCCACACACCCACCACUCUCUGUGUAAAAAACUUACCCCUGACAUCCCCCUUAUACUUUCCUCCAAUCACCUUAAAAUUAUGCCCCAUUGUGUUAGCCAUUGUCGCCCUGGGAAAAAGUCUCUGACUGUCCACUUGACCUCUGCCUCUUAUCAUCUUGUUCACCUCUAUCAAGUCACCUCUCAUCCUCCUUCUCUCCAAAGAGAAAAGCCCUCGCUCACUCAACCUAUCCUCAUAAGACACAAGUUACCCUGUUAAAAAACUCAAUCAGGUUAACCAAUCGUGAUGUACUGAGUUCCGAAGCAUCAAUGAUUCAUUGACUGAAGGGUAGAAGAGAAUGGAUCUUACCCUAAACAUCUACACAACAAAGGUCCAGGACCUAACUGCCCCUGCCACACAACACUAUGGAGAAGAUGGACCCCUUCCCAUUUCUCAGGAGCCACUCCUAAGGAAGGCAGACAUCGAUGUUGAAAUUCACCAUUGUCUUUAGGGGCUAGCAGAGCCUUUUUCUGUUUGAGGAAAAGAGUGUUUGAAGAUCAAGAAGUCAAACCCGGCACUAAGGUCAUAGCCUACUUAGCGGCAGUGUCCCUGCCACCCUUUGGAGCUCCGUGUCGGCAGGAGAUUACGAGCUAGACAAAAAAAGAACAAUUCAAGGAUGUGUUCAAAGCUUUCUUGAAGAAGUAUAACGUCCCUGGCGUUGACCAUUCAGACUGAAGCAGGAGUAUUGAGGUGGCACUGAGGUCCUCAAGUACCUUCAUGGGGAGCACCCAGGGAGGAAUGCACCAUCUUCCAAACUGCUCGCCCACCAACCCACACACAUGUUAAGCCUUUUCUGUGCCAUGUGACACAUUCUCGAGGAUGCCUGAAGUUCCCACAUGGCACAGAAAUUGUACGUUUCACCUGCUUCACUAUUAUUUAUGUUUAAAAUAUAUCCUUACAUUUCUCAUCAAUUUCCUUUAGAUACUUUUAUUAUUCUGUUAUCCUGGUUAUACUGCUCUUGUCAAUGUUUUCUACUUGAUGUAGAAGCUAAAAGUUAAAAUGAUUUGCCAUGUAUAUACCUCCCAGUCUGUUGUAAUCUUUCUUUUAAAAAUCCCACAACUUGCAUUAAAUAGUGGACAAAGUUUUAAAAGUGCUUGAAGCUUACCUGAACCACCACAAAGCAGCCUUCUGCCAAGGCACCGAAUUCCCACCUGAACGAAUUCCUGAUUUUAGGACUCACUUUGUUCAAGUUCAUUCCGUGUGGCCUCUGCACAGAGGAAAGGAGUGACGGCAAAUUAGGGCUAUCGACAGAGGGGAAGAGAGCAAAGGUUCCAGCGCUGGCGAGGUUGGCUGACAAGUCAAAACUUUCUGCAACUCAACCUCAGCAGUGUUGUGGUUUGGAUGAAAUGCAGGGUGUGAUGGAACUGGAUGGGACUGAGGGUUGGAUACUUUUGCGGAGAUAGAGAAUCAGAUGUCCCCAAACCCAUGUCAGGUAUUACCAAGAAACUACAUGAAGAUGAGAUCAAGUUCAAGUUAUACCUUAUUGUCACUCACCCAGAUGCUAUAAAAACACAUGGAGGAACGAAAUGUCGUUUCCCCGAGACUCACGUAACAGAGGACAUACAUAGAACAGAGGACAUACAAUUGUGCAAGCACAAAUAGUGCAAAAAAUGGUAUAUACAGAAUACAAAAUGAGUGCAGGGUUAGUGCAAAACCGAAUUGGACGAAGAAAAUACCGAACUCAGUGUGUUGCACUAAAUGUAUAAACAUGUUCAGCAGCAGCCAACGUUCUUAUACGCCAUUGUGCAAACCAGGGCUUUUAACGUGGCAUUUGCCUGAAACAGCCUCCAGGGUAUUCAGGAGCCUGACAGGCAUGUAUACUUGGGCAAGGUAAAGGAACAGAAGACUUGCCUUUCUACAGCACUUUCCAUUGAACUCAGGGCUGAUCAAGUAGCUUUUGAAGGUGUAGUCACUAUCACAUUGUGGAAACCCAGACAGCCAAUUUGUGCAGAGCAGGGUCACACAAAAAAUGUUAGAUAACUGCCAGAUAAACUUUGAUGGUGCUGUUGAUAAAGGGGAAAAUUGCCCAGACCCCCUGGAAAGAAGAUAACUUUGAAGACUUGAAUGUCAGUUGCAAUGACAGAUUAAUAUCACACCUGUAAUAUAACAUUGAACAUAGAACAGUACAGCACAGGAACAGGCCCUUCGGCCCACAAUAUUGUGCCAAACCAAUUACAUUAGUAAUAAAAUGCCCAACUAAACUAAUCCCUUCUGCCUACACAGUGUCCAUAUCCUACCAUUUCCCUCACAUUUAUGAGUCUGUCUAAGAGCUUCUUGAAUGCCCCAGUCGUACUUGCCUCCACCCACACCCCAGGCAGCACAUUCCACUCUCUAUGUAUAAAACUUGCCCCACACAUCUCCUUUGAACUUAUCCCCUAUCACCUUAAAUGCAUGCCCUCUGGUAUUAGACAUUUCAACCCUGGGGAAAAGAUACUGGCUGUCUACUCUCUGUAUGCUUCUCAUAAUCUUAUAAACCUCUAUCAGAUCUCCCCUCAGCCUCCACUGCUCCAGAGAGAACAACCCAAGUCUGUCCAACCUCUCCUCAUAGCACAUGCCCUCUAAUCCAGGCAGCAUCUUGGUAAACCUCUGCUGCACCCUCUCCAAAGCCUUGACAUCCUUCCUAUAAUGGGGCAACCAGAACUGAAUGCAGUACUCCAGAUGAGGCCUAACUAAAGUUUUAUAAAGCUGUAAUGGAAGAAAUAAAGAUGUAUUUAGAAGAAACACAUUAGUUGUGAAAGUAAAACCGUCAUUUAUGGUUAUAUCCAAGAUGCAGGAAGUGUAAUUUGGUGGUUAUGUAGUUUGGAGUCAUGAGUACAAGGGAAAGGGUGAUCAGAGAGGGAUAGAUGAACAGACACAAUGAGAAGGGAAUAUCUUGGAGCCACUCUUCUUUCAUAACUGAAAACCCAAGCGUGAUGGUAUCUGAUCAUUGCCUCUUAAUCUCACCCUCUACUACCCUUUGUAACCUGAAUGAUUAUCCUGCAUAGACCAGAUGAAUCUGCAAAUGUGAAAUGGGAACAUUGAGUUAUAUUCAGUUUGUGGCUGAAGAGUUUACAUUCAAGUCUGCCUUGUGACUUUUCCCUGGUUUUUCUAGACAAUUCCAAAUUUUUGAUAGCUUUCUCAACAUUUCCAACACACCACCCAGUCACCCGUGGUCAAAAAACUACUUUACCUAUGAUUCCAUAUACAGUACCAAGUAUCCAUUGUGCAUGUGGAAAUCCUGUGUAUGUCUAUUCAACUGCGUGAGGCAGCACAGCCUACCCUAACCCUGUCUGAAACUGGAUUUUUUGCAGCAGGAAAUCAGUGAAUAACAAUCAGGAGAUUGAACAUUUUCUCAAUCCCCAACACAAAACCCAGUUGCACAAUGGUCCCUUCUGUGCUCUCUGAAUUCAACUCAGAUUGGGGAUUAAUGGUAUGGAAUUGUUUUAUUUUCAUGUGCAAUGAGAUACAUUGAAAAGCUUUUGUUUGCAUGCCAUCCAGGCAGAUCAUGCCACGCAUAGGUACAUUGAGGUAGUAAAAAGAAAACAGGAUGCAGAAUAUAGUGUUUCGCCUGCAGAGAAAGUGCAGAGCAGUAAACAAAUAAAGUGCAAGGGCCACAAAGGAGCAGAUUGGGAGAUCAAGAAUUCACUUUUAGGGCAUGGUCUGCCCUACUUUACAGUCUGAUAACAGUAGGAUAGAAACUUUAAGUCUUGUGGUACGUGCUUUCAAGCUUUUGUAUCUUCUGUUUAGGGGAGAAGAGAGAUUGACCAGGGUGGGAGGGGUCCUUGAUUAUGUUGGCUGCUUUCCCGCUGUAGCGGGAAGUGUAGACAGAGUUCAUGGAAGGGAGGGUGGUUUGCACAAUGGACUGUUCACAACUCUUUGGUUCAGUUACUCAUCAGCUAAAUCAUGUGAUGCAUUGGGAAAAUCAAUAAUACUAUAUAGGAGUACACAUUAAUAUAUUGGAUUUUCUGCUGUAUGUUUAUAACUAAACCAUUGGAAAGGAGAUUAUUCGUUUAUUUAAUUCACCAAUAGGGCCAAAUCUGUGAAUGGCAGCACCACCCAGAGGAUUAUCAGGGAAGUGCAAGCAAGGUACUGCCUUGUGUCUGCUCGGCAUUACAAUGCCAGUUUUAGGCAAUGUUAAGAAAAUAUAUCCUGGAAUUCUUAUAGCUGAGAAAGAGUUAAUUUGGCCCAUUGAACCUGUUGUGUUUUUGAAAGAGAAAUCAAUCACAUUCCAAUUCAACAGCCCUUUCUUGGCAGUCCUGUACAUUUUUUUUCUAUUUAGCACUUAAAAAGCCACCACUGAACCUGCUUCCACCAUCCUCUCAGAUCAUGCAUGCCCAUCAUAACAACUGGUUGUCAGAUAAAGCUUUUUUUCCCAUAUAUUCUUUGGUUCUUUUGCCAGUCCCUUAAAUGUAUGUUGACUGGCUCUUGGUGCAUUUGUCAACGUAGUUUUGUUUUAUUUACAUAAUCUAGACUUUACAUGAUCUUGUACACUUUCACCAUAUCACCUCUCACACUUCUCUGGCCGAAGGGAAGAACCCUAGCUUCUCAAAUUUAUCCUCAGCUGAAGAAUGUCAUCUCCAGGAUCAUUUAAAAUCUUUUGUACAGCCUCUUUAAUGUGUGCUUCCCAGAGCUGAACACAAUAAUCUAGUUUGGGCCAGUUACAUAGAUUUAAGAUUAUUUUGCUGCUUUUGUACAUAAUCCCAUUAUAAAGAUCUGACGGCCUUAUGCUGUUCUUAAACUGCAUUCUCAACCUUUCUUGCCUUCAGACUCAUGAAUAUGUCUCCUCUCCUUGCAUUCCCUUUAGAAUUGUUCUCUUAUUAUUCAUGAUGCCUCUUCUUGUUCUUUAUUUUUACCAAAAUGUAUCGCUCUGCACUUCUCUUCAUCAAGUUUUGCCAGCUAAGUCUUUUUGAAUUCUAUCACUUCUCUGCAUUUACAAAACUUUUAAAUUUUUUGUCAAAUGGAAACUUUGAGAUUAUCCCUUAUACAGCAAAAUCCAAGUUAUUAAUGUGUUUAGGAAAACUAGUGGCCCUAGUCCCAAUCCCUGUAUUCCUUGUUCAGGUUGGGAAACAAAAACAUUCAGCACUGUUCCUUGUUUCCCGCUCUAAGCCAAUGUUGUAUCCAUUGCUCUUCAUGGUCUCUGACAUAUAACGUGUGGCAAAUUCCAUUUUGCAUUUCUAUAUAUAUAUAUAAAACAAAUUGCAUUGCACUUAUUAAUGCUCACAAUUACCUUAUCAAAAGUCCCAAUCAAGUUAAUUAAAAAUGAGGCGUUGCUAACAUGUCCGUUCUAACUUUUAUUUAUUAUUCCACAUUUCAAUUAACUAUUAAUGUGUUCCACGAACUUUGUUCCUACCAUUGAGGUCAAACAGAUGGUCUGUGGUUUCCUAACAACUUUUUUUAAAUACGGGUGUAAUGUUUGCAAAUUUCUGUUCCUAUAUCACUACCCCUGUACCUAAGGAGGAUUUGAGUUACCUAUGCAACUUCCAUUACUGCAUCCCAUCCAAACCCUUUUCUAAGUACAGCUAAUCUUUCAAGUGGACACUCUUUAUUAAUAGUGAGAAUGGUGCCUUAGUUUAGCUGUGGUUCUGGUUCUAACUCAGAUAACCAGAGGGUGAGGACAUUGUGGGUAGAAUUUUUGUAAUAAAAGGAUUUAAGACUCCAGUGGGAGUUUUGUAUCAGCCCCGUGGUGCCAACUAUGCAAUAUCAGAAUUUGUAUCUAAUAUUGGAUAAAAUGUAGCAAAAUCAGUGUAGUUUCAAUGAAGGAUUUUAACUUUAAUGUGGAUUAGGAUAACCAGACCAGCUCACGAGUGAAAGCUCGUUAAUUUCUUGAUAGGUUUUCUUUAUGAUAAUGUGAUCCAGUACUGGAAAAUGUUACAUUCAGUAUUGAGUAAUGUGCCAGAUUUAGUUAACAGAGCUGCAGUACGUGAAUAUAUAUAUCAUCAAGAUCAUAAUCUUAUUGAGUUGAAUGUAGUGAUUGAAAGAGAAAUGCAAAACAACACUUAUAUGUAGGUAAGACUAACACCCAUCAGAUGUGAUAAUGACAAUGUAUACCAUUAAUCUGUUAAAAGCUAAAAUGACAGUAGGUUAGCGGAAAGUAUUUAGAAAAGAAUUUGAUGAGACACAAAGUCCAUUUGUAGUUUGAAAGGACAAGAGCUCUAGUUGCCAAAAAAAACAAAUGGGGUAAAGAACAACAUGGGAAAAAACACACAAACAGAAAGCUGGAAGCUCGAAGCUGAGGAAGAACUAUAAAGGGUGACAAAAUAGCCAGGGGAAGCUAAAAAAAAACAGAAGUAUGAAAUGAAGUGUAACAGAUAUGAAGAACAACAUAAAAGUUUUUUGCAAUUACAUUAAAAAAAAAGUGGAAGGGGCCUGGUGCAACGUGGUCUUGAAAAUGGUGACAUUGUAAAAGAAAAUAGGGAAACAAUGGAAAUAUUAAGUAAUUACUCUGCAUAAGUAUUGACAACUGAGGAAAAGAAUGGUGUGCCCACUAUCCUGAUGAAACAACUUGGGGACUCACCAGAAAUAACACAUACAUAAUAACAGUAAUCAAGAAAAUAAUGGUAUCAAAAUGUGUCAAAUCCCCAUAAUCUCAUGCAUUCCAUCACAGUGUUUUAAAGGAAGCUGGUGCCCUAAAUGCAACUUUCAGAAGUUCCUUUGAUUUGGAAUGGUCCCUUUAGUUUAGAAAUCUGCUCAUGCCACUCAUCUAUUUAAGGAUACUAAGAGAAGGAAAUAAUGGAACAAUGGACUGGUUUUCCUUGCAUGUAUUGGGAAAUUACAUUUACAUAGUAAUUUGGCCUUGGUCAGUAGCACUAAAAAAAGGAUAAGUGAAUUCUACUGUUUUUAACAGAUUAACAAUAGUUCCGUUGAAGUCAGUAGCCAUGUAAACCACACCCUCAGCUAUCUUGACUACACUUCCUCCACCCGGCUUCCUGCAAGGAAACCCUUCUCCUAGUUUCUCCCCUUCGGUCACACCUGAUACGAUGACACCAUACUCCAAAUCAGUGCUUCCAAUCUGUCUUCCUUUUCCCUCAGCCCUAGCUUCCCCGCUACCAUAAUUGACAGGGCCCUUUAUUAUGUCUGUUCUAUUCACACACUGCUGGUCUCAGCCCUUCUCCAUCCUCCCAGAACAAGGAUGGGAUUCCCCUUGUCCUCACCUUCCACACACCAGCCUCUUAGCUCAAUGGAUCACCCUCUGCAAUUUGCAGAGACCACCAAAGUGAUGCUGCCAACAGACACUUCUGCCUUCUCUUUAAGCAUUCUGUAGGGAUCAUUCCUUUCAGCAUGUUUGUAUUUGCUGCAUCGUGUGCACUAUUCCCACUCCCUUUCUGUGAGGAGGAAAUGCCAUAACGUCAUGGAGUUGUACAGAAUGGAAGCAGGCCCUUCAACCCACCCUGUUUAUGCCAACCAUCAAGAACCCAUCUAUACCAAUCCCAAGUACUAGCACUUAGUCACUAGCCUUCUAUACCUUGGCGAUUCAAGUCCUCGUCCGGAUACUUGUUAAGUGUUGUGAGAGUUUCUGCCUCUAACACCCUCUCAGGCAGUGCAUUCCGAACUCUAACCAUCUUCUAGAUGAAAAAUUCUUCUUUAUAUCCCCAUUCAAACCUCUUACUUAUUACCUUAAAUCUACUCCCUCUGGUUAUAGACACCUCUGUGGGGAAAAAUUUACUAUUAUCUACCCUAUUUAUGCCCCUCAUAAUGGCAUACACCUCUAUCAGGUCCCCCCUCAGCCUUCUCUGCUCCAAGGAAAACAAACCCAGCUUAUCUAUUCUCUCCUCAUAACUGAGACACUCCAUUUCAGGCAACAUCCUGGUGACUCUCCUCUCCAGAGCAACACAUCCUUUCUAAUACAGAGGUAACCUAAACUGUAUGCAAUAUUCCAGAUGUGGCUUCAUCAAUCUUUUAUAAAGCUUUUCCACAACUUUUCUGUUCUUAUGUUCUGUGCCCCAGCUAAUGAAGGCUGACAUCCCACAUGCCUUCUUUACCUGAACUACUUGAGCUGCCACCUUCAAGAGUCUUUGGACUUGUUACACCAAGGUCUCUCCAUUCCUCAACACUCCCUAGAGCUCUACCAUUCAUUGUCUAUGCCCUACCUUUAUUUGAACUCCAAAGAUACACUACACAUCAUCAUUAAAUUUCACCUGCUGCUGCUCUGCCCAAUUCUGUAGCUUGAGUCUAAUCUCCCCACUAUCCACAAGACCAUCAGAUUUUGUGCCAUGUGUUAAUUCACCCCUAAUUACUCCUCCUACACUGACAGCUAAGUCAUGACUGUAUAUAACAAACAAUAAGGAUCCCAGAACUGAUCCUGUGGUACACCAUUGGUCACAGGCUUCCAGUCACAAAAGCAACCCUCCACCAUCACCCUCAAGCCAACUUUGGAUCCAAUUUGCCUAGCAUCCCAUGUGCACUCACAUGUGGUGAGAAUAAAAUGGGGCUAGAACUUAGAAUAGACCUGAAUGCUGUACAAUCAGCCUACAGCAGGAGGGGCUAAAACAAAACACAGCUCCUAUAAUGCUCCAAUUUAAAUUUCCGUACUUUUAAUGUGCAGUGUUACAUGAAGAACUAUGAGGUAGAAAUUAAUCUUGUACACUAUUCAUUUUGACCAGAAUGUGUUACAUUCCUUACCUGGAGCUGUAUUCUUCCCUGUUUUCCUAUAACACAAAAAUAGCACAUUUGGCUCUAUCUACAGGUCCCAGAGAAACUACUUCGUGAAAAUUUUUAUAAACGUUUGAGAAACCUAACAUAUACAGUUAUGUUGUCAUGCAAUAUAUAUCUGGUUCUCUCCCUGGUAAUUCUACUAGUUUCUCUGAAUGUCACUACCAGCAUUUGAAAUACUUAACUGUCUCA
Molecule: messenger RNA, 10710 nt
Organism: Pristis pectinata (smalltooth sawfish)
Lineage: Eukaryota; Metazoa; Chordata; Chondrichthyes; Rhinopristiformes; Pristidae
Product: arsenite methyltransferase-like
Exons: 2
Coding region: 48-683 (211 amino acids)
Biological process (GO): sterol biosynthetic process
Cellular component (GO): endoplasmic reticulum
Molecular function (GO): sterol 24-C-methyltransferase activity
Source: RefSeq, a predicted model, not a curated record